AUGGACGAUCAGUUUUUGUUCCCGGACGAGAGUGAUCCAAUGAAUUCUGGCGAUGGCCAGCUUUUCGGUCAAGGAGGUUCGAACGGUGAUGAGUACCUUUCCUUCCUUGAUAACUCAGGCGCACCCAACCAGCAAGGUAUACCUGAUAGUAAUUUAGGGCCGAUGGAAGAUGUUAACGCAGGCGUAACGCCCCAGGCUAUAUUGGCUAGAAAUUCAUUCUCAACUGUCAAUUCACCUCCGUCGAUGAAGAACGGUGGAGUCUCUAUCUCUCCACAAUCCAUGUUUUCUCCAGCCGCAGGACCAAUUCCUAUGAAUACAGCCAAUGUAGCACCGACGCAGUCUCCCGCCGGCACUACUUCUUUACAGCAGAUGUUAUCGCAGCGUGGAACGCCGCAAAAUGUGCCAAGUGGAUCCCCUACAAUGGCCGAUGAGUCUUUAGCUCAGGCGAGUGCUAGUAGACAGAGCCCUCAGUAUAUGGAUAGAGCCGCAAUAAUUGCUGCGCAUCAACAGAGGCAACAGCAACAGCAACAAAAGCUACAGAUGUUGCAACAACAGCAGGCAUUCAACCAAUUACAGCAGCAGAAACUAAGACAACAGCAGCAACAAGCACAGGCUCAAGCGCAGGCACAGGCUCAAGCACAAGCUCAAGCUCAAGCCCAAGCACAAGCACAAGCACAGGCUCAAGCUCAAGCCCAAGCUCAAGCGCACAUACAAGCACAAGCGCAAGCACAGGCGAGAAUGCAACAACAUGCGCCUCAAGUACAGAAUCAGUCUAAUAACCAAAGAAACGUUCUACAAAAUCUAGAUCCAGCCAUUCAACGGAAAGUCGGUCAGGAAUUAAACACCAAACAGUUUGAACUAUUUAGAAAAUCAUUUUUGGAACAUUGCAGGAGAAAGAAUCAACCCGCAGAUAUUGCUCAAAUGAUUAAUGGUACCCAGGUCAGUUUCUUCAUCUUAUACAUGUAUGUUCAGAAGCUUAACGGAGGAGAAAACGUCACUAAAGCACAACAAUGGCACAUAUUGGCGAAAAAGAUGAAUAUACAAGGACCAAAUGCUGGAGAAGAAUUGGCAAAGACGUACUACAGAUAUUUACUACCGUACGAAAAGUACUUGAUGACCCCAGAAGGUAUUAAAGAAACUCAAACCAAUCGUAUCAUGUUACAGCAAUUACUUCAGGACAUUAUAAGAAACAUUAGAACGAAUACACCGCAGUUCCAACCGCAGGUGCAAAAUCAGUCUUUUAUGCAGGGUCAAAACGUAAUACAACCGGAUUUACAAAUGAAGCAACAACAGAUUCCUAAGGCUCAAGGCAAAACAAAGAACACCGUCCCAAAACAAGCAAAACCUAAACAGCCUAAGAAGCCAAGAGUGAAGAAGAAGACUAAGAAAGAACUAGAACAGGAAAGAAAACAAAUGGAAGAGCUGCAAAAGCGUCAACAACAAGAAGCGGAGCAACAACAGCAGCAGCAAAAGCUCAUAUUCGAACAACAAUUGAAGAAACAACAGGAAAUUAUUUUGAAACGUCGUGAAGAGCAAAUUAAGAAGCUUCCGAAGGUGUAUAAGAGAACGAUGGCCAGGCAUUAUAGUCCCACCACAAGAGCCAUCACCACGCAAAAUGGGUAUGAUAUUUCAAAGAUUUCAGCUCUUGGUGAGAUGAUACAUAAUUUUAAACCCAUCUUCCUCUUUGCGCCGGAGUUUGGUGUCGUCAAUAUCAAUGCAAUUGCAAUGCAGUUACAAAGUUCUAAUAACCCGGAAGUCAAUACCGCACUAAACUCAUUAUUAGUUAUUAGCUCCGAUAACACUUUAUCAAUUCCACUCGAUAAAUGUCGUGAGCUUUUGGAUAACCUCUGUAUCUUGGCGUGUCAGUUACUGCAUAAACUAUUGAAGAAGGAUUAUUCAAGGAUAUCAGGGUCUUAUACUGAAUAUGAUGAACAGCAGUGGAUUAAUACGCCUCCCAAACAUUCGGAUUCCUCUGAUACUCAUAUUGAUAAAAUUUUCAAGGAAAGCGUCAAAAAAUCUGGAGAAGAUCAAUCUGAAUAUACAGUAAAGGUAGACUCUUUAACUGGUAUAGAUUUUUCUCAACUUCCGAUCACACCGACGGAACCAGAAAUAGAAGUCGAUGCGACAUUACCUGAAGUCUCACUGGAGAAGGACGAAGAUGAGAAUGAUAUUGAAUACUUACCUGAUUUGUUGAAAGACGAAAAUCUCGAUGAAAUCAAAAAGCUACAUUUCAUUUCAUAUAUGGAUUCUCUAACUAAAGUCAAAACGGAAGUCGGAUCCAUCUUUAGCAAGUGUCACCGUUCUGGAGCAGAGGAUCCGCACUUGUUGAUUGUUGACCAAUUGACAACAAUUUCAAUGAUCUUGAGAAAUCUUUCAUUUAACGAACAGAAUUCACAGGUAAUGGCUAAUAAUUACCACAUGGAAAAAUAUAUUGCAGAUACUCUUUGGAUGGUUUUCAUUCAUAGAGAUGAGUUUAUUUUUGAGCGCAGGGUUUUAAACUUCAAGAAGGAUUUGAUUUUUAUUCUAUCUAAUAUUACACAUAUGUUGAAAAUUGAAUCAACAGUAACUUGUUUGUUAAUCAUAAUGCUAGCGUUGAGCUUCGCUGAUCCGAAAGAUCAUAUUCAAGAGAAUAGCGUCUUGACAUAUGCAGAGUACACCAUGAAUGUUGAAAAAUGUCAGACAUACGGUGCGGACGUCUUGGCUAAACUUCUUUCUCUUGGUUACCCAAAUAGAGCACAUUUUAAGUCAGUAUUAACUGGUGUUUUCACUGAAGAAAAUGACGAUGAUGACAUAUGCCAGCAGGUUUUAGAUUUGUAUAACGGGGACGAAAAAUUCAAGUUGUUUAAUGACAUUUUCUCUUUUAUCAUUUCCACCAUCCCCUUCCAACAAAUCAAUAAAAUCCCUAAUCUGAUUGAAGACUCACUUCCAUCUAUUUUACAAGCUCUGACAGCUGCUGUUUGCAUUGUAAAGUUUAUCGAUGCUCAAGAGGAGCACUGUAUUUUCAAAAAUCAUAACCUCCCAUGCAAAUGGCUCACAGCAGAAGAAAAUAUUGGAGUAAGCCUUCGUAGAAUUAGCGAGGCUCUUGCUAAUAUUGCAAUGCAAAACACUAAUUUGCGAGAGUUCAAGGACGUUUUAAGUAUUAUCAGUGGUACAGCUAUUCAGUUGAUUAGGCUAAUGCUAGAAAAGAGUCUUGAAUUAGCAUUGAUUUCGGAUCAUCCAAAAUUAGCUAGAAAGAAGAUAAUAGAAGAGUUGUCACAAACCCCUAAUUUACUUCCAAGCGACAAUUCAGCUGUGACAAUCAUAAUGAAUCCAACAACAAAUAUAUUCAUGUCCAACGAAAUGAAGCUGUUUUAUCAAGUCUGUAAGAAUAUAUAUGCAGAGCUAGCAUCAUAG
Kluyveromyces lactis is the source of this 3393-nucleotide messenger RNA. RefSeq names its product Swi1p (gene SWI1). NCBI's taxonomy places the organism in Eukaryota, Fungi, Ascomycota, Saccharomycetes, Saccharomycetales, Saccharomycetaceae. The record is from RefSeq and is a predicted model, not a curated record. Gene Ontology annotation, cellular component: SWI/SNF complex; nucleus. Bases 1 to 3393 code for a protein of 1130 amino acids. The transcript has a single exon. Gene Ontology annotation, biological process: regulation of transcription by RNA polymerase II. Gene Ontology annotation, molecular function: transcription cis-regulatory region binding.